This is a messenger RNA of Umbelopsis ramanniana AG, 1080 nucleotides long. RefSeq lists its product as uncharacterized. The coding region runs from base 66 to 878 and encodes 270 amino acids. Lineage: Eukaryota; Fungi; Mucoromycota; Umbelopsidomycetes; Umbelopsidales; Umbelopsidaceae. The transcript has 4 exons. Gene Ontology annotation, molecular function: oxidoreductase activity, acting on a sulfur group of donors, disulfide as acceptor. The record is from RefSeq and is a predicted model, not a curated record. Gene Ontology annotation, cellular component: cytoplasm.
UUUCGCGUGUUUAAAUUUUUGAAAUUGCAUCUGGCCUACGUUGUACCCUUUUUCAUAUCUUUAAUAUGGAGCUUCGAAAGCGACUAUUGCACCCACAUUACGUCGCGCAUGCCCUAUUUGCAUCCGUAUAUCUUAUCGCUCGCUUUGCACGACCUUCAUGGAUACAGGCUUCUGGCGAGUUACAAGACCAUAAAUCGCUUCUUAUAUUACUUGGCCUUAGUGCUUGGAAGUAUGCAGUUUCCUGUACAGCUGAAGAACUUGUCAGUGUGAUCACGCUGUACUGCAAGACAUAUAGCGUUAUUAUGCUGUUUUCUUACGGCAAACCUUGGUGGGCGUUAAUAUAUGGUGCUUGUUGGAUUGGUAUAUUUAUGCUACUCCCUCAACCCCCAUACCUGGGUUCUUCCAAAGUGCUGGAGCUGACACUGGAUUCUGCCAAUAAGAUUUUGAGAACAGCGGAUGAACAGCCCAAAAUCGUUGAACUAGAUGAUGAUGACGAACCUCUACUUGAUGUUCCAAAGGCACAAUACUGGGUUGUUCUUGUAUACGCUAACUGGUCGGUUGCUUCUCGCAAUUUUGAAGCGGUAUUAGCACAGUUGUCGCUUAAAUAUGAUGGCAAAAAUGUUAAGUUUGGCAAGAUUGAUAUUGAGUUCUAUCCUACCUUUGCUGCGAAAUACGGAGUCAGUGGCGAAGCGGCAGCGUUUGAUUUGCCAACGCUGAUAUUGUUCAAGGAUGGUGAUGAGUUCAAGCGUCUCCCAGAGCUCUCUUCCAGUAAGCGUGCAGCCAAAGGGAAAACUUCAGCCCCAGAGCUUUCUCGUAAAGAUGCCGCGAAAGAUACUAUUAACCGCAUUGGCUGGAACCGCAGUCCUGUAAGUGAUUGAGCAUUGUAAUGUAUGUAAUUUGUCCAGCAGGUUAAUAUUGCUUUCAUUAGGCCUCGGUGAUAAAAUCGUUCCAGCUGGACCAAAUAUCUGCAGAUUAGAAAAUUGCAAGUUGAUCCAGUACACUUCUUAUAUGGCUUACCACUGUAAAUAAAAAGACAAUGACGCAAAAUGAAAUGUGUUAAAUAAAUGACUAUUAACCACA